Pieris napi is the source of this 1106-nucleotide messenger RNA. Its product is annotated as A-agglutinin anchorage subunit-like. Gene Ontology annotation, molecular function: DNA binding. Bases 83 to 1048 code for a protein of 321 amino acids. Gene Ontology annotation, biological process: regulation of transcription by RNA polymerase II. The transcript has 2 exons. The record is from RefSeq and is a predicted model, not a curated record. Gene Ontology annotation, cellular component: nucleus; transcription regulator complex. NCBI's taxonomy places the organism in Eukaryota, Metazoa, Arthropoda, Insecta, Lepidoptera, Pieridae.
CGGAGCAAGAAACAAAUAUUGAGUUUGUACAAGAAAUUGAAAAACAUGCUUGUUUAUAUAACUAAACAAACUACCUGAAUACAUGCGAAAAAAUAUAAUAGACAAGACUUGGGCAGAAAUUGGGAACAAAUUUCAAAUAACAGGAUCAGAAGCUAAAGAAAAGUGGAAAAAUCUACUUAGUGUUAUUGUUCGCCACUUGAAACCGGCCAAAAGUGGAGCAGGUACUGCACAAAAAAAACCAUACUACUUAGCAGACUAUAUGCAAUUUGCUGUACCCUUCAUAAAAACAGCAGGAAAACCAUUAGGAAAUUUGAAAGAGACGAUAGAACCACAGACACCUGAUCUUGAACUAUGUGAACAAACACAGUUCACAGAAAAUGUACCUACAAGCACUCAACCAAUCUCGCAACAGCAAUCAUAUCUUCCUUCUACUAGUACAAACACUCAACCAAUCUCGCAACAGCAAUCAUCUCUUCCUUCUACUAGUACAAACACUCAACCAAUCUCGCAACAGCAAUCAUCUCUUCCUUCUACUAGUACAAGCACUCAACCAAUCUCGCAACAGCAAUCAUCUCUUCCUUCUACUAGUACAAGCACUCAACCAAUCUCGCAACAGCAAUUACCACCACCACCAUCAACAAAUAAUAAAAAAAAACGGAAGAAGCUGGAAGAAACUCAAGCCGAACAAGACAUUUCAGCUUAUUUUAAAUUUAAACAAUCUAAAAUUCUAGAAAACUGUGACAGUACUGAAAAUUCAAACAAAAUGUUCUUACUGAGUUUACUAUCGGACGUGAACAAAAUGACUGAUAGUCAAAGAAGACUGUUUAAGAGAAGAGUGCUUGCAUUGAUAGACGAUAUAAUGGACCAAAGUAGUGAAAAUAUGAAUAGUCCCAUCACACUUUAUUCUACUCCUUCACCGAUGAGUUCUGCCGAGGUAAUAAGUACGCCAAUUACCAUAAACGAAAGUCUGAAUGUAGUACAAUCAAAUACUGCUAGUCUUUAUUAUGAAUCAAUACCUAUGUUAUUAUCACAGGAAGAUGAAGAAUAAGUAAUAAUUAUAAAGUACUUACAUAUUAAAAUUUAAUAAACAUUUAAUUACCUACAUA